Molecule: messenger RNA, 2802 nt
Organism: Ooceraea biroi (clonal raider ant)
Lineage: Eukaryota; Metazoa; Arthropoda; Insecta; Hymenoptera; Formicidae
Product: G protein-activated inward rectifier potassium channel 4
Biological process (GO): potassium ion import across plasma membrane; regulation of monoatomic ion transmembrane transport
Cellular component (GO): plasma membrane
Molecular function (GO): inward rectifier potassium channel activity
Source: RefSeq, a predicted model, not a curated record
CUUACACUCACGCUCACGCUCGCCCACGCGCACUCUCGCGAUUUAUUUUCGCUCUGCGAUUCUCGUGGCGAUCGCGCGUUGCCGCAAUCUCGGCAGAGUCGCGAUCGAGUACGCAAAAUGACGGCUGUCCCGAGAGAAAAAGAUCUCUAAAGUAUUUUAUAAAUCGAUAAAUCAUUGCCUUAGCUUCUCGUGCGAUCCGAUUCAUAAAAAAAAGUAUAUAGAUAUAGGUAUAUGUUGCACAUUGUGAUAAAAAGAAUUUUAAAUAUAAGUAAACAUUAUCUUCAAUGGCGUGUUAAGUGGAUUUGUGAGUACGAAGCGCGAUCGCGAAAUGCGUGGUGACAAAAUCCGAUUAAUAAGAUAGUCGCGACAUGUGUUGCAAAAUUAAUAACUGUGUAUACAACAAAUAAAUAAAUACGUAUAAUAUUAAAUAAAUUAAAGACAAACUGUAAAUAAUUCAAAAUUAAAAAUAUAAAUAUGACAUAAUAGGAAUCAAUUUGUGAAAGAAUUACAUGUUUUUUUAAGCAGCCUUGAAAAGAUUUAUUAAAAGAAAGUGAAAAAUCCCGAUCCGAUAGCGAUCGGCUAUCAGUCAGUCAUAUCAGUAGUUGAUAUCAUAGACCUGGAAGCCUCAAUGUAAAAUUAAAAGGUACUCAAAAUGAAAGCGAUAGGAAGAGGUAGAAUGAUCCACGAGGACGAUCCCUCGAUCACUAUAGAUCCUACGGCUGCACCUUUGGGCGAAUUGUUGGUGCACACGUCGAUGCCGGCAGCUGCAGUUGCAGUGAAGCUAUGUGGUGAUGAUUCUGCGGAGGAGAUAGGCGAGACCAUCAAUCAGAAAAGACGUGACAUUCUGGGCACGUUCAAGAGGAGAGCCUUCAGCAGGAUCAGUUUUAAAGGCGAAUCAGGACCCUUGCUCAGCAGGUAUCGCCAAACUAGAUUCAGUUCCAAGAGAGUCCGCAAAAGAGUCGUCUUUAAGCACGGCGACUGCAACGUCGUACAGGGAAAUGUCGCCAAACGGCGCCGUCGGUAUCUUCAGGAUAUUUUUACGACUCUAGUGGACGCACAGUGGCGAUGGACGCUCUUAGUGUUCUCUAUGCAUUUUUUAUUAUCCUGGCUGGGGUUUGCGCUGAUAUGGUGGCUAAUCGCGUACAGCCAUGGCGAUCUCGAUCCUCAAAAUUACAACAAUCUCACCUUUACCCCCUGCGUCAUGGAGAUCCGCAGCUUCACUAGUUGUUUCCUCUUCUCCGUUGAAACGCAGCACACAAUCGGAUACGGAGCGAAGCACACGACGGACGAGUGCCCAGAGGCAAUUUUUACGAUGUGCAUCCAGUCAAUGACAGGGGUGAUCCUACAGGCGUUCAUGGUCGGCAUCGUGUUCGCAAAGCUGUCACGCCCCAAGAAACGCACGCAGACCCUCCUCUUCUCGCGUAACGCUGUCAUCUGUCAACGAGAUGACCAGCCCUGCCUCAUGUUCCGCGUCGGCGACAUGCGCAAGAGCCACAUCAUCGAGGCUCACGUUCGCGCCCAGAUGAUCAAGAGAAAGGUCACGAAGGAAGGUGAGCUGUUGCCGUUCUUCCAGACAGAACUGAAGGUGGGAGGUGACGGUGAAGAGGACAAGAUUUUCUUUAUUUGGCCUACCACGAUCGUUCACAAGAUCGACAAAUAUUCACCGCUCUACAGGAUAUCGGCUAGUGACAUGUUGCGGGAACGCUUCGAAAUUGUCGUUAUAUUGGAAGGGGUGAUCGAAUCCACCGGCAUGACAACGCAGGCGAGGAGCUCGUAUCUGCCAUCGGAAAUUCUAUGGGGUCAUCGAUUCCAACCAAUUAUUACCUUUCGAAAGGAAACUGGCGAGUAUGAAGUGAACUACAGCCUCUUCAACAACACGUAUGAAGUAGACACUCCACUUUGCUCUGCUGCUGAUCUUGAUCGCAUUCGAACAAUGCAUCGCGUAAAAGCAGAACGUCCUAGUUCAAGUGCAUUUCCGGGAUAUCGCGAAGCCUCGAGUAGUAGUUCCCUAACGACGACUUCUGGGUCUAGUUUAGAAUCCUCAACCGGUGGAUUACACAUGCAAGUGCCGGUAAUGCUUCCGGCAAUGCCGACACCUCCGAAUCCAAUUCCGGUGAUGGUCACCGGACCAGACGGUUCCUGUAGACGAGAAAGCAUCAACAUGCCACUCGACGCGCCAUCAUCUUUUUACGCGCAAAAUGAGACAACAAUAGAGGAACAUGUUGAGAGGUCGAAAGAUCAAGAAGACUACGAUCGCGUUCUACAAGAUAUCAAUGCGACUUUGAGGAGGAACAGAAAACAAAACGGAAAGAACACGAUACAACAAACUGGAUCGAAAACGACGUUAAAUUCGAGAAGAGGCGAAGAAACAAGAUCAAAUUCCAGAUCAAUUAUAGGAGAAGCUGAAGAUGGCGAUUCGAGAAAAUCACCUUGCAAAAGCAACGCGAGUAACAGCCAGAGAAGUGCAGAUUCUUCGCAGAUGCAGCAUCCUUCUACUAUAAUUAGAAGAUCCAGUUUAAGCGAUGAUUACAAGCUCAAGGAUGUUCCCAGAAAGACAAGUUUUAUUCUCGAAGAAGAAACAUUCGCGAAUCGUCAUCAUUCCCAAAAUACAACUAUAUCCGAAUAAGCAUAGGAUCGGCGAAGGCCCGGAACCUAGGAAGAUCGAGGGAUGCUGGAUGAUUGGUGCCUCAUCAUCUCGAGGAGAAACGGAACUCACCACACCUCAACUAAUCAAGAAUCAAGAAGAAAUCAAUAACAAAGAAUCAAGCAAAUUAAACAAUCCAUUUAAAUAAAUUGAAGCAA